This is a messenger RNA of Hemicordylus capensis (graceful crag lizard), 1386 nucleotides long. It is a transcript of the gene CMC4, whose product is annotated as C-X9-C motif containing 4. The transcript is spliced from 3 exons. Lineage: Eukaryota; Metazoa; Chordata; Lepidosauria; Squamata; Cordylidae. Gene Ontology annotation, cellular component: mitochondrial intermembrane space. The coding region runs from base 146 to 370 and encodes 74 amino acids. The record is from RefSeq and is a predicted model, not a curated record.
AGCACCAAAAUGCAGCUGCCUCUGAGGUGGAUCAUGGCAGGCAGCUCUCUUAACAACCCACAGCAGCAGCACCCAAGAGCUUAGGACAGGCAGUGAAGAAGCCAUGGCCACUUGAAAUCACAGGGGGAGUUUUAGUUCUCUGGAGAUGCCUCAGAAAGAUCCCUGCCAGAAAUUUGCCUGUGAGAUCCAGAAAUGCUUGCAAGCCAACAACUAUUUGGAAUCUAAAUGUGAAGCUGUCAUCCAGGAGAUGAGAAGAUGCUGUGCCCGGUAUCCCAAGGGCCAUUCCACCAGUUGUUCAGGAUUUGAGUUGGAGGAAGAGAGGCAGAAGCAGAAAUCAGCUUCGCAUGGAACUCGUGCCCCACAGCCCUAAGGAAGCAUUCACCUCUGGGUGUGCACAGGCCUCUCCUGAAAACUACAUAGCUGUGCUAUACCUCAUAUGUGCCGCUCGCACUGGAGACCAUGCCCAGAAACGAGACUGUUGGCAUUUCUGCUAUCAAAAUGUGUCACUAGUAUCGCCUUACUGUGGAUCUGAUUUUGGGUAGAAUAAUUUGAUGUUUAAUGUUUGACAUUCUCUAAUCUAUUGUCCAGAGUAGCAAUAUUCCACUGCAAGGUGAAAGCCAAGCAGUCUUUUUAUAGGACAGUUUGCUGCAAAUUCAGUUUAAGACAAUCUGUCAGACACUAUGUGUAAAUAAGUCCAUCAUUCAGCUGCAGAAAGGGUUCUCUCCAUGAAGUCAGCCUGUUCAGGAGGAGUCCUCCCUGCCUUUUGCAGUGUAGAGAUAAUCCACGGGCAAUUAAUGCCUCAGAAUUUGGGGAGGGUGAUCUCUCUCGGCUGGACAAUACACCUUAGUUUACCUGUGUGCCUCAGUUUCCUCAUUUGCAAAACAGAAAGACCACCCACCCUCCAAACUGUAGAUUUAUUAGCACUCUAAUCCAAUUGCACAAUACCAAUAUGAAUGCUGUUAUGAAAAAGCAGCUGAUUUCAGGGAUAGCUAUGGUGGUUGGUGUGUGUGUGUGUGUGGGUGUUUUUUUUUUUUUUAAAGCAAUAGUCACUUUAUGGAAAGCCAGAGAGCUACUGAUGUGAUCUUAAAAUCCCACACACUGCAAUAUGUGAGUGAAGCCUCAUUUCAGUGAAGGGAAUUGGAAUCUGGCUGUAGCACCCCUUUCCCACAGUUGACCCUGCUGUACACACCCCAGGGAGAUUUUGUGCAUUCUUUACUACUCUUGUGUUCAAUCUAGUACCUCUCAGUGUUGGAGUAAGGCCACUGCAAUGUUCUAUGUGCAUUGUAAACAGGUAUCACCAAAGUCAGUGGAAGUUAAUCUGUGUUAAAUCUUUUGAAAUACCAUGCUGCAAGAGAGAAAAAUUAAAAAAUAUGUGAUCUGAAGAAA